Messenger RNA from Endocarpon pusillum Z07020, 1416 nucleotides. RefSeq lists its product as uncharacterized. The transcript is spliced from 6 exons. Gene Ontology annotation, molecular function: protein binding. Gene Ontology annotation, cellular component: Set1C/COMPASS complex. The coding region runs from base 1 to 1416 and encodes 471 amino acids. The record is from RefSeq and is a predicted model, not a curated record. NCBI's taxonomy places the organism in Eukaryota, Fungi, Ascomycota, Eurotiomycetes, Verrucariales, Verrucariaceae.
AUGAAUCUUGCACUGAUUGACCCUUUCCAACUAGCCCAGGAUCAUCCCGAUACAUUGAUCAAUGUACUUCGAAGCGGUCAUGCAAUUGCUCUCCGAUUCAGUCGCAAGGGCGACUAUCUUGCCUCAGGCCGGGUGGAUGGCAAGCUGGUCAUUUGGGACAUGCAAACCAUGAGCGUUGCGCUGAAAAUGCAUGGCCAUUUCAAGCAAGUACAAUCAAUCAGCUGGUCACGAUGCGGUCGGUACAUCCUGAGUGCGGCUCAGGAUUGGAGAGCCAUUCUCUGGGAUCUUGCAGACGCAAGCAGAGUUCGAAUAGUCAAGUUCCAAGCCCCAUGCUACAUGGCCGAGCUUCAUCCAUACAACCACAAUCUUUUUAUAUGCGCUCUCUUCGAGGAUACGCCGUUCCUCGUUGACAUCACCAAUGCCAAACCAGUUAAGCGUGUUCUUCCCUCCAAUCCACUGAUGGACAACUCUCUCUCAUCAAAAGAUGGGAAACAUACCACAUGCGCCGCAAUCUUUUCGCUCCACGGCAACCAUAUCUUGACCGGCACUAAUAAAGGCUAUAUCAACAUUAUCGAGACCGAAACCCGGACGAUCAUCCACAGCGCUAAGAUCAGUGCAGGCUUGAUUACUCUUCUUCGCCUCAGUUCUAAUGGUCGAUCCCUCCUGGUCAAUAGCACUGAUCGAAUAAUUCGAGUCAUCCAUCUACCUGAUCUCACACAGAUCAGGCCGUCAAACGCGGUACUGAAUCAUGAUGAAGACACGGAUCCAGGCACGGUAGCAGAAAACAUCACGUUAUCAGUUGAACACAAGUUUCAGGAUCUUGUCAACCGCCUACGAUGGAAUCACACCACUUUCUCACACUCAUCAUCUAACUCAUCUUCGGAUUAUGUAACAGCUUCCACGUACAUGAAAAAGGACAUUUACAUCUGGGAGCUAAGCACCAACUCCCUCCUCCGCAUCCUUGAAAACAGCGAAGAACCCGCAAUCAUUGAGUGGCAUCCCUCCCGUCCGUUGAUUGCCACCACGGGGAUCGAGACUGGUGGCAUCCAAUUCUGGGGUAUCGAGCCCCAACAGAAAUGGUCUGCGCUCGCACCCGACUUUGCCGAAGUGGAAGAGAACGUAGAAUACACGGAGCGUGAGGAUGAGUUUGAUGAGUAUCCCGAGGAGGAACGCACGAAGCGACGACUGGAUCGUGAAGAUGAGGAGGUCGACAUCUUCACGAUAGAGCCGACAAAGGCGGAUGAGGAGGAGGCGUUCGUGCUGCCCGUCAUUAUUGGCGUUGAUCAGGAAUCCGAUGAUGAUGAUGAGUUGGUGCCGACCGGGGUUGGGACCAUGAGAAAGAAGGAGGCUAAUGAGGGACGGGAGUGGGAGGAGAGUGCUGAGCCUGCGGUAGUUGCCCGACGACGGGCGCGGUGA